This is a messenger RNA of Zea mays, 744 nucleotides long. RefSeq lists its product as uncharacterized. The record is from RefSeq and is a predicted model, not a curated record. Lineage: Eukaryota; Viridiplantae; Streptophyta; Magnoliopsida; Poales; Poaceae. The transcript has 3 exons. Bases 307 to 744 code for a protein of 145 amino acids.
AUGAUGCUGCCUUAAACUGGGUGAUGCGCACAACUGGAAAGAAGUGGAAGCAAUUUAAAGCAUCCAUAAAGCAACGAUACUUCAAUCCUGAAUUGUCUAUAAAAGAAAUUCCAGAAUGUCUUGAUAAGAGGGUUAAUGAUGAUGAUUGGCACUCUAUGUACAACUAUUGGAUGUCUUCUGAAUUUCGGGUAAGCUCUACACUUUAGUUCUAAUAAAGCAACCAUACUUCAAUCCUGUAACACAUAUUUUUUAUUCUAUUUUUAGGAUCGCUCAGAAAAAGCUAAAAUAAAUCGACAAAAGCUAAAGAUGCACCAUACAGUCGGCAGUGUGAGCUAUGCAUGUUCAGAAUAUGAUUUGGCUGUGAAACUAGGACGUCCUCCACGAAGAGAUGAAAACUUUAUCCAAACCCAUACAAGAAAAAAUGGAGUUCCUACAGAACAGGCAAAACCAAUAAUUGACCAACUUAAUGAUGUUCUUGGAGUAUAUCCAGAGUUAAAGGACCGGCCAAUUCAAGAGGGUGAUGCAUUCUCUGUUGUUUGUGGAGCAAAAGAGCCAAAAGGAUAUGUUCGUGUUUUGGGUUUAGGCCCUACUCCUCAAGAUAUUGGCACUCCAGAGUUGAAGUCUUAUACUACAACAAGACUACAAAUGGAGAUUCUUGCUCGUACAAAGGUUCAAAGUGAGAAGGCUGCUUUAGAACAGCGUGUACUUGAGCUACAGACUCAAAUUGCCAGACCGGGCAAGUGA